CCUGGACACACCUCCUUCCUAAUGCAGAAACUACUUCUACCUGCAGCUUGCUCCAAUGGAGUGUCGGCAGCAAUGGUGGCAUCCUUACCUUGUUCUCAUCUCCCUCGACUCCCCCAUGGGACCCUCUCUUCCCUCAAUCUCAACCACAACCCCGCUCUUCCCUUCUCCCCUUCUAAGUUGUCGGUCUCCUUAACUUCUUUUCCUCUCCUGGAUUCGCGUAUCGCCUCUGCUUCCUUCUACGUAUCCUGCAAUAGAAGAGGAACUGCCGCCGCCCUCAACGCCUCCGCUCCUGUUUCCUCCUCCUCCUUCGCUUCCCCUGCUGAUGAAUCUGAAAAGGCUAAACUCGCUCAGGUUGCCAAGAGACUAGAGAACACUUCAAGAUAUUUCAAGCGGUUGGGCAGUUUAGGGUUUUGGGGACAGCUAGUGUCUACUUUAGUUGCCGCCGUAAUUCUAUCCUUCGCCGUUGUGGCUACUGGGAAAAUCUCAUCGCCAGUUACAUUCUAUUCUACCGCUGGAGGAAUUGCAGCCGCCUUCAUUUCCGUCUUUUGGUCCUUCGGUUAUAUUCGUCUUUCGGAUAGGCUUCGAAAAACUGCCAGCGAUCCUUCAAAGGCUCCGCCUCGUGCUGAAGUUGUAAAGAGCUUGAAGAAUGGUAUAGUUGUAAACCUUCUGGGAAUGGGUGCUGCAAUUCUCGGCAUGCAAGCUACGGUAGGGUUAUUAGUUGCAAAGGCCCUUACUUCCUCCGCAAAUCCGUAUUAUCAGGGCGUCUCUCCUGGUUACAGUCCUGUGCUAGCUUUGGAUGUAUUCUUGGUUCAGGCCUCAGCGAACACUAUUCUUUCUCAUUUCUUGGGGCUCGUUUUUUCGUUGGAGCUACUGCGGUCAGUGACGUUACCACCGACGGAAGCCAUUCCAAUUCCCAGAAUUGCCUAAGCUUCUACUAUUUUCCUGGUGAAGGAAAUCAGUUCCAGAUAUCCUCUGUAAAGGAAAUAUGUUUUUGGAGCCUGACCCUAGCAUGAGGAAUGUAUAAGUGUUUGUGUUGGAUUUAAAUAGAC
Molecule: messenger RNA, 1049 nt
Organism: Telopea speciosissima
Lineage: Eukaryota; Viridiplantae; Streptophyta; Magnoliopsida; Proteales; Proteaceae
Product: protein TIC 21, chloroplastic-like
Exons: 4
Coding region: 22-927 (301 amino acids)
Source: RefSeq, a predicted model, not a curated record